AUGAUAUCUGCUACUUGUUGGGUACCAAGGGGUUAUGCCUCUGAGUUUCCUGAGAAGUAUGAGCUAGACAACGAAGAGAUGGAAAGAAUCAACCAGAUGGCUAAUUUAAACCUCAAUGAUGCUACCGCUGAAAUGGAAGAGGUUGCAGAGGAGGAGGAAGAAGGAGCUCAAGAGGAAGCUUCGGAAGAAUCUCAACCUAAUCCUUCAAAACUUCAAGAUCAAUUGGAUGCAGACGACGAUUUGAAAGAGUUUGACAUGGAACACUACGAUGAUGAAGACAGUGGUGCAAAUGGGGCUGGUGUAGCCAUGUUCCCUGGCCUAGAAGGUGAAGAUGUUAGAUUCCAUGAAGGUGAAGAAGGUGAAGAUCCUUACAUUUCUUUGCCUAAUAAGGAGGAACAAACUGAAGAGAAACAAGAGUUGCAAGUUUACCCCACCGAUAAUAUGGUUUUAGCUACUAGAACUGAAGAUGACGUUUCAUAUUUGGAUGUUUACAUCUAUGACGAUGGUGCUGGAUUCCACGAUGUCGAAGUACCACAGGAGAAGGGUGAUGAGGCUGAUCCUGAUGUCGCUAGAGGGCUCGUGCGGGACAGCUCACUGUACGUGCAUCACGAUUUGAUGUUACCAGCAUUCCCACUCUGUGUUGAAUGGUUAAAUUACAGACCUGGAUCUCAAUCUGAUGACCCUGCCAAUUUUGCCGCCAUUGGAUCUUUCGACCCUCAAAUUGAAAUAUGGAAUUUGGAUUGUGUUGAAAAGGCGUUCCCAGAUAUGAUCCUAGGUGAACCCGAACAAGGUUCAGGAGCAUCUUUAAAGAACAAAAAGAACAAGAAGAAGCAAAAGAACCAACAUAUUACUACUCACCAUACCGAUGCAAUUUUGUCCUUAGCACUUAACAAGCACUUCCGUGCCGUUUUGGCAUCUACGUCCGCAGACCACACUGUCAAACUUUGGGAUUUGAACAACGGUACAGCGGCAAGAUCGUUGGCUUCCAUCCACAGUGGUAAGAAUGUUUCGUCAUCUGAAUGGCACAAGACCAAUGGAUCUGUGCUUUUAACUUCCGGUUACGAUUCUCGUGUUGCAUUAUCAGAUGUUAGAAUUUCAGAUGAAUCUCAGUUGUCCAAAUAUUGGUCAGUACUACCGGGCGAAGAAGUGGAAAGUUCCACAUUCGCUGAUGAAAAUAUAAUACUGAGUGGUACCGAUUCUGGUAAUGUUUACGCAUUUGAUAUUAGAAAUAAUUCAGGUUCCAAACCAGUCUGGACAUUGAAUGCUCAUGACGCUGGAAUAUCAUGUCUAUGUGCCAAUGAUUACAUCCCGGGUAUGAUGACUACCUCCGCUAUGGGUGAUAAAACGGUCAAGCUUUGGAAAUUCCCAUUGGAACAAGACAACACUGGUGGAUUGGGACCAAGCAUGGUUCUUUCUCGUGACUUCGACGUCGGUAAUGUUCUUUCAGUGUCAUUUGCCAACGAUGUUGAAGUGGCAGGAAACAUGGCAAUCGGUGGUGUUAAUACAGGUUUGAAACUUUAUGACGUCUUUUCCAACAGGACCGUUCGUAAGAGUUUUGGCCGCGAACUGUCAGCCGCUCAACAAACCGCUAAAGCUGAAGCACAACAGUUAGGUAAAAGCUCUAGAUUUGCCCGUAAAUAUCGUGGAAACAGUCAACCGGACACCGUUGUCACCGUUGAUGCCGAUAAUGAAGAAGAUGAGGAUGAUGCCGAUGAGGAUGAAGAAUAG
Molecule: messenger RNA, 1728 nt
Organism: Zygosaccharomyces rouxii
Lineage: Eukaryota; Fungi; Ascomycota; Saccharomycetes; Saccharomycetales; Saccharomycetaceae
Gene: PWP1
Product: rRNA-processing protein PWP1
Exons: 1
Coding region: 1-1728 (575 amino acids)
Biological process (GO): rRNA processing
Cellular component (GO): nucleus
Molecular function (GO): protein binding
Source: RefSeq, a predicted model, not a curated record